AUGGGCAAACGCAAGAAGUCUUCCCGGACACCCCAAGGACCCAGAAAGCGGGAACCUCUGGCAACGACCUUUUCUUGUCUCUUCUGUAACCAUGAGAACGCUGUGAUCAUCAAGUUAGACCGAAAGCUUGGGUUUGGCAAGCUGUUCUGCAAAGUCUGCGGUCAGGAGUUUGAGACUGCCGUCAACUAUCUCUCCGCCGAAGUGGAUGUUUAUUCAGAUUGGGUGGAUGCUUGUGACACAGUGCAUAAGCAAAACGAAGAUGACAGGGCUGUGAGCUCUCAACCUGGAAAUAGCAAACGUGAUAUUUCUUUGGAGCCUGGACAGGAAGAUAAUGUCGACGAUGAAUAUUGA
Penicillium taxi is the source of this 351-nucleotide messenger RNA. Its product is annotated as transcription elongation factor 1 family protein. The coding region runs from base 1 to 351 and encodes 116 amino acids. Lineage: Eukaryota; Fungi; Ascomycota; Eurotiomycetes; Eurotiales; Aspergillaceae. Gene Ontology annotation, biological process: transcription elongation by RNA polymerase II. The transcript is spliced from 4 exons. Gene Ontology annotation, molecular function: RNA polymerase II complex binding. Gene Ontology annotation, cellular component: transcription elongation factor complex. The record is from RefSeq and is a predicted model, not a curated record.